UAUACGGCCCCGAUCCUGAGUAUCUCCUGUUUCUUCCAGGAAGUGGACAUUGAGGUGGAUGAGAACGGCACCCUGGACCUGAGCAUGAAGAAGCCCAUCAAGAGGGAGGGAAAUCUGUCCAGCCCCGGGGUCCGCUCCCCGGAUCCUUCUUCCUCCUCUUCCUCGCUCAAUCACGAUGGCAGCGGCAUGACGUCUCCGAACCUCCUGGCCUACAAGCAGGAGGUGUGGGAGGGCCCUCUGGAUUACACCAAGCCCAACCGCCAGAGGGAGGAGGACCUGGAGGAGAUGGAGCACACGGGCCAGUCGUUUGUCUCGUCUGACGCUGAUGACUGUGACAUGAUGCAGGACUGUCUAGAGGACAGGAAGUACCCGGGUGAGGUCACCACCCCCGGCUUCAAGGUCAAGUUCCUGCCCAAGGACAGCAAGAAAGAUCUUCUCGCGUGCCCUACACCUGGGUGUGAUGGCAGUGGUCACAUCACUGGAAACUAUGCUUCCCAUCGCAGUCUGUCUGGGUGUCCUCUCGCUGAUAAGAGCCUUCGGUCCCUCAUGGCGGCCCACACCCCUGAACUCAAAUGCCCUACCCAAGGAUGUGACGGCUCAGGUCACAUCACCGGAAACUACACCUCCCACAGAAGUAUCUCUGGGUGCCCGCGUGCCAAGAAAAGUGGAAUUAAAACUCCUACCAAGGACAACCAGGAGGACUCCGAGCUUUUAAAGUGUCCGGUGCCGGGCUGCGACAGUCUGGGUCACAUCAGCGGGAAGUACGCCACGCACCGCAGCGCCUACGGGUGUCCGCUGGCCGCCCGCAGGCAGAAGGAGGGCAUGCUAAAUGGCACGCCCUUCAACUGGAAGGCCUUCAAGACAGAGGGGCCCAGUUGUCCCACCCUAGGGUGCGACGGCUCCGGACACGCCAACGGGACCUUCCUCACACACCGCAGCCUCUCAGGGUGCCCCAGAGCUUUGUUCGCCAAGAAGAAGGCCAAGUUCUCCUCAGAGGACUACCUGAGCACCAACUUCAGAGCCGGUGAUGUUCUGGACAACGAUGAGGACAUCAAGCAGCUCAACAAAGAGAUUAAUGACCUGAAUGAAUCCAACAAUGAAAUGGAGGCAGACAUGGAGAACCUGCAGACUCAGAUCUCCUCCAUGGAGAUGAACCUGAAGAGCAUUGAGCACGAGAACAAGAUGAUCGAGGAGCAGAACGAGGCUCUGUUCAUGGAGCUGUCCGGGCUGAGCUGCGCUCUCAUCCGCAGUCUGGCCAACAUCCGUCUGCCACACAUGCAGGAGCCCAUCACGGAGCAGAACUUCGACAGCUACGUGAGCACGCUGACCGACAUGUACACCAACAAGGACUGCUUCCAGAGCCCCGAGAACAAAGCUCUGCUGGAGAGCAUCAACCAAGCUGUGAAAGGCAUCAAAGUGUGAGGCCUGUCCUGGAGCGCAGGAGCGUGACGGAGGAGACGGAGCGAUGGCCAGAUGGAGGAGGGAUGUUGAAAUACUCUACAAUAUAUUGAAAUAUGAUUCAAAAACAAAAAGGGAAUUCAGGUUAUUUAAAUAAAACGGCAACUUUGAAAAAAGAAAUCAACCCAGGGAGCACUGUUAGAAGAAAAGUGACGCGGACCAAAAUCCACACCAUGCUGCUGCUGGGAGCCUUCAGUCAGGAUGGAUGGGAAGAAGAAUAAUGUUACUACAAACUGCAUCUAGGGAUCUUAUUAUGCUGUAUGUUUACCUGUUGUCUCUUUUGUGUCCUUAACUGUUUUUGGAGAGGGUUUCACUGUUGGGCAGCUUCAUAUCAAACUGAAACUCGGAGGAGCGUGAACACAGGAUUGCCUGAACGUGAAGAGGACGUUUUGACUCUCAGUGUUGUGUUGUCGUGUCACACACACUGUGGCGAGUGUGUUCUCCCGAGCUCUCUGAUUCAUGACCACACACACCCCGGCAAUACGAAUCACGCACUACACAGAAUGUGUGUUUGCUUUGCGGUAUUACUGCGGAAAAGAUGUCAACAACGCAAUGUUGACUCAGUUUAGCAGUGGGAAAAUAAUCUUCAAGUAAGGUCAUGUGACUAUUCCAGGAACAGUGAAUGGUGUUUCUUUUCCACGGGACAGCUGAUAUCAUGAUUUUACAAGCAGCAGAUUUCCUUUACUGAAAUGGUGAUAGUGAUAGUGUGCACACAUUUCAAAUUCAGUUAGUCAUAUCAAUAGUAUUUAUGGACAUAGGAAUUGCACUUCAUUUCAAUGACUAGUUUUUUCGUACAUUCAUUAUUGUUAUAUAUAUUAAUUAUUUAAACUUGUGAACUUUUAAAUUGUAACUUAUUGCCAUUUAUGUUAUUGAGGUUUAUUUAUUUGAAGCAAUCUAUUUAUUAACUUUGUUUUGUAAAACACACACACACACGAAAGCAUCCUUACUGAUUAUCAUGCGAUUUGCAGAUGUCUCAGUUCAUAUUUUAAGAAACUAUAUACAGAACUGAAGAGGCAUAUUUUGUUUUGAGUACUUUUUAAAAACCUUUUUAAGUGCAGAUGUUUUAUAACUGACAAAACCUUUUGAUAAUUUUACAAAAAUCUUUUGGGGUUGUUCUUGUUUUUAUUUUUUAUUUUUUUUAAAUGUUAUUUCUGUUACUGCUACAUUCAGAAGCCCACUGCUGAGAUAAAAAGAAAGUAUGUAUUUAUUAUUUAUUUAAUAUGAAAGAAAUGGACUGAUAUGGCUGUAUAUUUAUUUUGUUAUUUAUUUCUGUGAUGUAACGGUUGAGUCUGAGUAGUCUUAAAGAUUCCACUGCUAAUAUUUAAAUAAAGAAAAUCAAUACAAAUACUGUUUGAUUACUUAGGCUUAUACCUAGACAUACCAGCAGCUGAUUGUAAAGACAGAAAAGAAACUAACAAGUGUUCUGUUGCUCUCUGCUCUGUGUUGCUUUUGUCAGGUAAAAGAAAACCAGGAAAAGUUAUUUUCAAAAAUGAAAAAUGUUACCUCUCCCAAGCGCUUUGUAGCGGCCAGCACUGGCUCACCCUAACUCUGUAAUGUACCAUGGAUGCUUCUUAACUCUGUCUUAUUUAUACUUUCAUCAGCACAAUGGUACAUAUAUAGAGCUGUGAUCCAGCAGUGGUUCAGGCUGGAUGUAUGGGUGUAACACACACGCGCGCACACACACGCACGCACGCACGCACACACAGCAACAUAUUGAGGAAACUGUAGGAUGGCCUCAUUUGACAAACUUCUAUCAGAUAAAAACACACACCCUUGUAGCCUUACUCUAGAUUUUAAUUUUUUGAUGCACAAAGUGCCACUAAAAAAAGAAGAAAAAAAGAACUCACUUUCGUUCCUGAUUCUUUGCAUUUCUGCAAUGUAACAAGUGUUUGGUCCCGGGCGACCAUGGCAUCAGAGAGCGGUGAUUGUUUCAGAUGCCUUUAUUUCUCUGCCAAGAUGGCCAUUAGUAAACUCUAUAUACAUUCUGUAUAAAUAGAUUUUAAAGAUGCUAUAUAUAUGAAUAUAAACAUACAUAUAUUUUUCCAGUGUAAUUGUUGACUUCUUCUUCUCUUGUAUUACCUUAACAAAGGAUCACUAGCUGUGUAGGAGACCGCUCUCAGUAGGAGCCAGUUACACCUGAUUUAAUACCAUAAGACCUGCUCAACUGUGGCUUUAAACAAACCAUUCACUCAAGCUGAAGGCAUUGUUGACCAUACAGUCCUUUGGCAGUGUUCAUAGGUUUCUUUCUUCUUAUUUCCUGUACUUGUCUGUCCUUGAUCCAGAAAUGUCAGAAACAUACUGUGUGUUGUACUGAAUCUGAAGUUACUGUCAUUUGAAACUUCAUGGUUGGUUCCUAAGUGUAAUGUGAGUUCAUGUAUAGUUAAAAAAUGUUCUGCACUUAGUGUUUGGCAGCAUUGUGCAGUCCUUGUAUUUUUACUAGUGAGGCCUGCUUGCUACGAGCCCAUGUCUCUGCUGUUGGAGGGGGGGGGGGUUCAGUGUGACCUGCCUUUGAGUGAUCUGUUGCCGUACCAUACCGUGUGUCUCUGAUGUCAGAGGCACGUUGUAAAUGUGCUCUUAGCCAAUUUAGAAUGAAACUCCUGUGCGCACUUUCUGAAUAGCUUUGGAAAAUGCAAGCAUUUGACUUGUAAGAACCCUAAUAGAUCACAGGCAAUAUUCCCCUCCGCUGAGGGGGGGGGGCAUUGUUUGUUGCAGAAGACAACAAGCUGUGUUCCAUAGUGACGUGUCUUUGAUUCAGCUGUCAGAGAAAUGUAUAAAGAAAAGGAAGCGCUACUUUCUUUUCCAAACUAAAACCAAAAGAGAUUGACAGGAAGCAGGAAGUGGUUCUCAGGUGAGCAGCUUGGAGAGCAGCCAAAACAGUGAGCUGUAGGUCAG
This is a messenger RNA of Notothenia coriiceps (black rockcod), 4350 nucleotides long. RefSeq names its product myelin transcription factor 1-like. The annotation marks the transcript as partial. Gene Ontology annotation, cellular component: nucleus. Gene Ontology annotation, molecular function: DNA-binding transcription factor activity, RNA polymerase II-specific; zinc ion binding; RNA polymerase II cis-regulatory region sequence-specific DNA binding. The record is from RefSeq and is a predicted model, not a curated record. Gene Ontology annotation, biological process: regulation of transcription by RNA polymerase II. The transcript is spliced from 11 exons. Lineage: Eukaryota; Metazoa; Chordata; Actinopteri; Perciformes; Nototheniidae.